Petromyzon marinus (sea lamprey) is the source of this 2886-nucleotide messenger RNA. RefSeq lists its product as uncharacterized. The record is from RefSeq and is a predicted model, not a curated record. NCBI's taxonomy places the organism in Eukaryota, Metazoa, Chordata, Hyperoartia, Petromyzontiformes, Petromyzontidae.
GGGAUAUACGUGGUGCAGGAGGCAAGUCGCCCAACACUUUUUGGACAUAGAUAGGGUUGGAGGAGGGAGGGUGUAGGGGACAAGUCAUAUGCUGGGUUCCACAAUUAAUAACCUUCAUAGACUCCCGAGCCUACUGAACGUUGGCCCCCGUGGCUCCUUGCCCCUAACUUCAAAAUCAUUCCCACGCGCCUGCCUUGGGAUUUGACGUGUGGGGCAGGGGGGUUGAGGAGCGCAAAGAUGGGAUGUGACCAUUGGGGACCCCGUGAGCCUGGCCGUGGUGGGGGUGGUGGGGGGGUGGGGCAGAUGUGGGCCAGAGAGUGGUUUAUGUUGGAACAAGCCUGGUGUGGAGGAGAUGAUGAAUGAGAUCCUUGUGAGCUCUGCCGUGGAUGUGAGAUGCGGGACAGGGAGGUUGUAGGAACAGUCACGGGUGUGGCGCCGGUGCACGGUGAUAGCGAUAGUGGCAGGACCCUCGUGAAGAUCCCCGCGUCUCGUACGAUCAGUGGGCCCCGUGGUGCCGCGCUACGCACCAUGCGUCCCGCAGGGCGCAUCCUCCACCUCCUCCACCUCGUCCUCCUCCUCCACCAAGGACUCCGAUCCGCCGACGCUGGCGCGGCCGCCGCCGGGUUGGCCCUGCCGUUCGUCUACGAGUCGAGGGCUCGCUGCGAGCCGCCGUGCCGCAACUAUGGACUGUGUGUGCGCAACGACACCUGCUUCUGUCUGCACGGAUACCAGGGAGAGCGCUGCCAGCACGCCACGUGCAACCCGCAGUGCAAGCACGGCGGCGAGUGCCUGAGAUCUGACAAAUGCCGCUGCACUGUGGGAUUCGAGGGGCGAUUCUGCCAAAAAGCGAGCUGCAGUGGGGGCUGCAUGAAUGGCGGUCAGUGCGUGACGGUACUCGGCGUCUCCAAGUGCUCGUGCCUCUCUGGCUGGGGAGGCGCGCGCUGUCACCAGGCUAUGUGUUCACAGGGAUGCAGAAACGGAGGUGUGUGUGUGGUGCCAGACAUCUGUAGUUGCCUUCCAGGCUGGCAUGGAGGAGCCUGCCAGAUAGCCGAGUGCCAGAAGCCAUGCCUCAACGGAGGGAAGUGCGUGGCGCCCGACGUCUGCCGCUGCCGUCACUACUACCGAGGUCCCCGCUGUGCGACUCGAGUGAUUGCAUAAUCACUCCACACUGGUGCGCAGAUGCUGCCGCCUUAAUGUCUUCCCGUGCCAAAAAAAACAGUACACCAGAGCACCAUCAUCAAACGCCCGAGACUGUGUUUAAAGCCAAGCAAUCCAGCCAGGCCCAAUAUUUGAUGACUGUGUACCAUGCGCAGGGCUGCCUAGAUUUUCCUGGAGGUCCAGGGCAGAUUGCCACGUGAAACCUUAUUAUUCAUGAGUCACACACAAAAAAACCAGGCCCGUUGUGGAGCCCUCUUUGGUGUGAGGCCCAGGUAAAUGACCCCUUUUAUCCCUCCGACCUGUCGGCGACCCUGCCUACGUGCGUCUCCGUAAUGAUGUUAUCGGAUAUCGGAAGCCAAGCAGGUGUGAGCAGUAUGUAGUCAGUUGGGUGACCGCCAAGGUUUGUCAAUUGUUGUAGGUGUGGAGUUGCCAGGGCUGGCCAGGGGAUAAUGGAGUUGAGUGUCGAUCCCUGUCCGUAUGUGUAGUGGGUUUUUCUUUGGUUACUCGAUUUCCUCCCGCACGCCAAACACUGCAGUAAUUGAAUUGUCCAAACAUACCAAUGCAGGAUUCUCUUGAAAAGGUAUUGGGGACUCAUGCGAGGCGUUCCUUGGUAAAUUAGUAUAGGAAUUAAAAAAGUUUGUGAAACAAAGUUCGUCAUGCACUGCCCAUGGAGCUUUACAGUCAUAACAACUGAGGUUUAUCUUAAUAAUUGUAUUCAUGCAUGUCUAGUAAAUAAUAGAUGACUAAACUGUACAUUGUUCAGGUUUGAAUACCAUAUGUUCAUCAUAAGAAUAACUUAGAAAUUAGAAGAGCAUUCUAACGUGUCAUGUAAUGUGCCUCAGUUUUCAAUACUUUGCAAAGGGUUACCAAUAUCAAUAGCCAAUGCAUAUAUUUUAUAUAAACCUUAGAACAAAAGUGUUAAUUUCGAGUAUUAACAUUAUAUUCAAAUAUGUACAACUUUUGAUUAACAAUAAAAAAAAAUCAACGUAGAAAUGUAGAUAGAAAAUGACUUUUAAUAAAGAUUUUCAAUGAUUUACAGUUUUCCAAUGUAAAAUGUUUUGUAAAACGUGUCGCGUUAACACAUUGUAUUACAUUUGUACCAUAUACAUAGAUCUAAACAAAUCUCAAGUGUCUGUAAUCUGCACCUACGAUUAGCAUGGUUGGCUACGUACGGUGCGAAAAAAGUUCAACAUACAUACUGUAAUGUGUAGCCAAUUGACGCAUAUUGUGUUUUUAUUGCAAGUGAAUAAAGCGUAUAUAUUUACAUAAACAAUUGAUUAUAUCUCAGGCGUUUCAAUAUCUAACGUACACUAUAUACCACAGGCCGAUAAUGAAAUAUGAGGUUUGGUAAUGCGUUUUAUGCCAUAAAUGUUGCGUAGUCCCAAGUGAAGAUUUGAAAGUAACCGAAACAAAAUCUCUGAAACAAAACACAGUGUGCCCAUAAAGUAUCGUUCAUUAUUACAGAAUUGUAAUUAAACAGCAGUUUGAGCUAAGCCCGUGAAAAUACAAAAUUUCAAACUUGGUAUUGUGAAGAUUUAAUCGGGUCUCAUUCUUCUUAGCUUCCACACGUCUGUCUAUGGUGUUGGCGACACGCAUGGUAUCGAGAUUUAAACGAAAAUAUUUUUUAAACAAAACUAUUUUUUAUUUGACCAGGUAAGGCCCACUGAACUAUAUAGCUAAUUUUUCGAAGCGACCUGGUCACAAAUGAUAGCUCACUUUAGUCACUUA